AUGACUCCACCAGCAAGAUAUCACCCAACUAUCCGGCUCAUUGAAUCCGCCCAGCUCACACCCACCGAGCACGACAUUUGGAGAGCUUUUUUGGAUGAGGCCGUUGAUCCAGAAUAUGCUGCUUGCUAUAUCUGGGAAAGGAUUCAUGAUCACCCUGCGUGUUCCCCGGAGCAAGCACUGCAUGAGUUAAAAAUUGACUGGAAGCGACUGGUUACGAAGUUCACCAGACGAAACUCUGUCUCAUCUCAAGCACAAAAACUCGUUGAAGCUCGAGACAAUUCACACUGUCUAAUGCUAGACCAGAGACCAUCGGACCCCAACGUAUCCGUUCGGUUCGAUCAUGUCUGGGUGAUCCCACCGAACCUUUUCGAUGACAGUGACAUGGAUCCGCAGGGUUCUCUUUAUCCUCUUCUGGAGGCAUUUUUGACCCCUGCUAAAACAUCCGAGCUUCAGACCAUUUUGCAGACUAACGUGGUGGAAUAUCAGCUGAAAAAUCUAUUUUUACUCUCUCCUAGCGUUCAUUCGGCUUUUCGAAAUGGUCACAUCCGAAUAUUUCCACCAACUAAUACCCCUGACCAGUGGAAUGAUGAGACCGAGGCCAGAAUCAAAACCGCCAGCGAAGUCUAUUACCUUGUGUGUAGACUGUUCCCCGAGCCUUGUGGUUGGCUUUUUCUUAGCGAUGGCAGCCGCUGGGACUUGGCGGCGCAAAUGUUCAUCAUGGAGAGCCAAGACGCCAAUAAGCCUCUUCCAGAUCCAUUCUUGUUACGAACACAUCACCGCAUCGCAGCUUCCUUGCAUUUAUUCUAUGUCGAAGAACGAAUCGCCGAGGGCUGGCCCUCGCACCCUUCAUUCCACUUGAACAUAAUUACUCAAAAGAUAUUACGCUCACUCUGGCAUCUAGUGCCCCACUGGAUACGUGUCCAGUGUUACAGCGUGCUCUUGAAAUUAGGUAGCCGUCUCUACCCGCGGUGUUUCAGCCCCCGCUUGCACCAGUUGCCGUUCGGACUGUACGCAAAAGAGUGCACUCGCUCUGCUAAUGAAGUAGAGGCACUAAAGCUUGUGGAGCGGUAUACCUCGAUACCCGCACCCCUCUGGGUAGAUGAUUACCAGAGCGCGCGCCACCUUCUUAUCAUGACGGGCAUGCCUGGACAAAUGCUGGAUGUUGUGUUCCAUCGACUCUCAUACUCGGAGCGCGAGCAACUGUCAAAAGACCUGAAGAGUGCCUUAUCGCAACUGCGUUCUAUCCCAAACCAGACCCCGUAUCGCUUUGGAGACACUCGUGGUGGCCCAUUGUUUGAUUACCGUUUUCCCUCCGGCAUAUGUGGUCCGUUUCACCAGAUUUCUGAAUUCAAUUCCUUCCUCGUCCAUAAAGACGUGCUCAAUGCGACAAGGGAAAAGAUUGCGGCCGUCCACGCGCGUCCAUACCGGUCUGUGUUCACCCAUGCGGACCUGAGUCCCAGCAAUAUUCUUAUUGACCGUGGGCACCUGUCUGCAAUUGUGGACUGGGAAUGUGCCGGCUUCUAUCCUGAGUAUUGGGAGUUUACAAAGCUUUUUUAUGGCGCACAGCCACCCCUAGAAAUACAAGCUGUCAUUAGUGAUGCAUUCACUGGAGAUACAUAUGAGGAGGAGCUAGAAGCCGAGAGGCUACUGUGGUGCGACACGCCAUUUGGGGUAUGA
Molecule: messenger RNA, 1677 nt
Organism: Penicillium psychrosexuale
Lineage: Eukaryota; Fungi; Ascomycota; Eurotiomycetes; Eurotiales; Aspergillaceae
Product: aminoglycoside phosphotransferase family protein
Exons: 5
Coding region: 1-1677 (558 amino acids)
Source: RefSeq, a predicted model, not a curated record